This is a messenger RNA of Trichomonas vaginalis G3, 966 nucleotides long. Its product is annotated as phospholipase C/P1 nuclease family. Gene Ontology annotation, biological process: DNA catabolic process. The coding region runs from base 1 to 966 and encodes 321 amino acids. Gene Ontology annotation, molecular function: endonuclease activity; nucleic acid binding. The transcript has a single exon. Lineage: Eukaryota; Parabasalia; Trichomonadida; Trichomonadidae. The record is from RefSeq and is a predicted model, not a curated record.
AUGUUUUUUGUUCUUCUGUUUCUUUCCCGUAGCUGGAGCGAAGAAUAUCUUACAAUAGGCAUGGAAGUAAUGUUCCAUAUCCUUGGUGACACAGGACCACAACUUGUUCAAAAAGUUCUUGAUUUAACAGAUGAAAAGCUUGAAAGACCAUCGUUGGCCGGAUCCUGGCUUGUUGCUCUCAAGAGGCCACCGAGCAACACAGAUUGCUUCGAUCAUUGGCGUUAUUCACAAAGAAAUUUCACUUCAAUAGUAAAUAUGUCAGACUAUCACGCCAAUUCUGAUGAUCUUUCCAGUACACUCAAUUCACUUAACAAAUCGAUCGUUGGACAAACUCUCGAUGGUCCAUGGCCAUAUAACUUUGGAAUGAAAACGUUCUUCACUCUCUACUUAGAAGCAUUUGCUCCAAUUCAUGUUACCGAAUACUUUGAUGAUGGAAAAUUCCUCCAUGGCGAUGACAAUGGAAAGAAAUUUUACAUCAAAUACAAAGGCGAAAACAUGAGUCUUCAUGAUUUCUGGGAUACAGGAUGUGGAAGAUACAUGCUUGAAUCGCCGUAUUCAGCAGAGAAUUGGAAAUCCAUUGAUUCUCUUGUUACAAAGCUUUAUAAGAGAAUGGAAGACGCAACAAUCACAGCACCACUUCCAGCAAACUACGCUGAGGCCAUUGAACAGAGUUUCAACUAUUCUAUUUCUACUGUUUACAAUAUGGACUUAAUUGUUCCAGAUAAAGAACUUCCUGAUGAAUAUGUUAACACUUGCAUUGAAACUACAGAUAAGAGAAUGCUCCAGGCUGCAAGUUCAUUGUCAAAAUUCCUUAAAUACUACAGUGUCCCGAUUAUUAAGAAGAAUCCACCUGUCCAAAUGAUUUCACCUUCUGAAGCUGUUGCAUGGGGUUUACUCUUCUUUGUUGCUCCAUUAACAAUUUACCUUGUAUGGAAAUUAAUCCAUAACAAGAUCAAAUCUGAAUAA